Messenger RNA from Acanthoscelides obtectus, 5561 nucleotides. NCBI's taxonomy places the organism in Eukaryota, Metazoa, Arthropoda, Insecta, Coleoptera, Chrysomelidae. The record is from the annotation of a GenBank genome assembly.
GUUGUGUACGUCACCGUUGAGUGUGCUUUUGGGGCACGAACAUAGAAGAUGCUCACUGGACGGUUUUGGAAAACAGUUAGCACAGCUACAGAAAGUACACAUUCGAUCCACAGUCGUGAUAACAGCCGCGAUCUUGACAAAAUUGGAACGUGCCCCAAAUUCCCUACAACUCGAUAAAACUACCGGGAGAAUAUGGGAUAGACGUCUCUGCUCUCACAGUUGCCAAGUAUGGAUGUGUUGUUACAAGUGCAUGGGAUUUUAGUUCUGGUGUCGCGUGCAGUGAAUUUGUUAGUUGAUAUGAAGUCUAGAUAGUUUGUGAUGUAGGGGACUGAUCGUGACUCUUCGUUUUCCGCCAAAGAUGGAAAAAUCCCAGCUGACGAAUUACUUGAAUUCGUCGGAACACAUUCAAGAACAAACUUAUAUACAGGCACCAAACUACAACGUACAAUCACAAAAUUUCGUUAACAACCCUCCAAGCACAAUCUACUGUAGGUCUUCACCAAAUUCGUCUGGUUAUGUUUCUGUCAGUCAGCCACUUCACAAGAAAAAUUCGCUGAGGAACGGGGAUAUCAUCAAAAGAUCCAGAGGACAAAACACGUACGAAUUAUCCCAAGACAUUCUGGACAAGCAAAUUGAACUCCUGGAGCGCAAAUAUGGCGGUGACCGAGCACGUAUGGCCGCCCUUACUAUCCAAAGGGCCUUCAGGAGGUACACUCUGCUUAAAAAGUUUGCGGCCAUCACUGCAAUGGCGAAAGCAGAGAAGAGAAUCAGCAGGAGGUUGCCAGCUCCUAACGAAGAGAAUAAGGCAACUGGAAGCUCAGAACAGCAAUGUCCAGAGUAUUCCAGGGAGUUUCAGGCCCACAGGUGCAGCUCACUGAGGGCACUGCCUGUCAGGUCCAUCUCUUUGAGGGAACGGAGGCACAUUGACAAUAUGUCGAUUCCUAGGAGUCAAUCCGGUACCCCAAACGUCUGCUGGGAGAACUGUUCAUCAUCCUCCUUGCAACAUUACUAUUCUACGGCUGACAGUAAGCUGGAUGCCGGAAUCCAAGGUUCACACAGCGGACAUAGCAACCCACCUUCUUCGUCUAACGGGUACAUGCGAGCGAGGAACAGCCUGCCCAGCCGGAAGGUACCACCCGAAGUGCCCAAGAGGACUUCCAGCAUCUCCUCGAGGUCGGUGGAACCACGUAAAUCUAAUGGACUUACGAAAACAACUGAAAACGGUUCUCUUUCUAGCGUACAGAGUUCCGGCAGUGAUAGCAGCAUUUCCACUGAGCGGAUCCAGUGCGAAUACUCCAGUUCGCCAGUGUGGAAGCGAAAAGGCAACCAUGUAUCAGAAUACGCCGAACCUGCCCUGGAAACAAGCCUGAGCAAUAUUUCAGAUUCUAGCUUCUCUUCCUAUACUUUGGUGGAACGUACCAAUGACCAGCAAGUACCGCAAAGUUACAAAAUCUCAGAGACCAUCAGAAAGCGGCAGUACCGCGUAGGGCUAAACCUGUUCAACAAAAAGCCUGAAAGAGGAAUUUCUUAUCUUAUUAGAAGAGGCUUUUUGGAUAAUUCGCCACAGGGUGUGGCAAGGUUCCUGAUUUCCCGCAAAGGACUGAGCAAGCAGAUGAUCGGCGAGUACUUAGGACAAAUCCAAAGUCCGUUUUGUAUGGCUGUGUUGGAAUGUUUCGCCACAGAACUCGAUUUAUCAGGCAUGCAAGUUGACGUGGCACUCAGAAAAUUCCAACAGCACUUCAGGAUGCCUGGAGAGGCUCAGAAAAUCGAAAGACUGAUCGAGGUGUUUUCACAGAGAUACUGUCAGUGCAAUGUUGAUAUAGUCGCUAGACUCAGGUCACCAGAUACGAUCUUCGUGUUAGCAUUUGCCAUCAUAAUGCUGAACACUGAUCUCCACACGCCAAACAUCAAGCCAGAACGAAGGAUGAGAGUUGAGGACUUCAUAAAGAAUCUAAGAGGCACUGAUGACUGUGGUGACAUCGAUUCUGACAUGCUAGUCGGUAUUUACGAACGAGUCAAGGCGAACGAAUUCAAACCAGGCUCAGACCACGUCACUCAAGUGAUGAAAGUCCAAGCUACCAUUGUAGGCAAGAAGCCAAACCUGGUACUGCCACACCGUAGAUUAGUUUGUUACUGCAGACUGUACGAAAUUCCGGAUAUUAACAAGAAGGAGAGACCUGGAGUGCAUCAGAGAGAAGUGUUUUUGUUCAAUGAUCUACUUGUCAUUACCAAGAUCCUGAGCAAGAAGAAAUCGUCAGUGACGUAUACAUUUAGAAAUAGUUACCCCUUGUGUGGAAUGGUUGUCACCCUGUUUGAAGCACCGCACUACCAAUUCGGAAUACGUCUAAGUCAACGAGUAGAUUCAAAGUUAUUAGUAACGUUCAAUGCACGAAAUGAACACGAUAGGUGUAAGUUUGCUGAGGACUUGAAAGAAGCUAUCAGCGAGAUGGAUGAAAUGGAGAAUCUUCGAAUUGAAGCCGAACUAGAACGACAGAAAUCUAAUAGAGCUGGUAAUAGAACAGGAACUGAGAAUAGAGAUAGUGGAGUAGCCGACGUAGAAGUGUGUCCUUGCCAAUAUCCUUGCAUGCAAAACCAACCAAAUGCCAAUGAGAAUUGCACUGAAGACGCUCAACACGAUGCUACCAAAAUCAAGAGAUCUGCGCUUAGCAACUCGCUGCUAGAUAUACAUGAACAAUUUGUAGGAGAGAAGGCGCAACGCCGUGGGUCAGUGGGCUCUCUGGACAGUGGUAUGUCUGUCUCUUUCCAAUCAACGUCAGCAAGCACUUGUUCACGAUCAGAUAAACUUGCAGGGAAAACUAUUGUGGGAGGAAAGCCAGUGCCAGUAGCUCCACAUGGACACCAAGGCUUGUUUGGAGGACUGUUCAACAAAAAACCUGCACAGACCAACGCUGUCAAGUCCACAGAAGUCUAAGUUACACACCACGUGACUCCAUGGUGAUAGUAUCACUACAGAAUAUCUAGCACACAGCAGCUUAUUGUUAUCAAGGUCCAUCUGAACGUUGAGGCUGAUAUUCGUUUUGUAAAAAUAUAAUUGACUUUGGUAAGGAAGCCAUUAACAUUAAAGAAAAUUUGAAAAUUGAUAUUUCAGGCGUUUUGCAGCGUUUGCCAAGUCAUUUUCGCCUAAAAAUUCAACAUAAUUUUCAGGUAGGUAUAGUAGGCUGUUGUGUGUUUGGUAUCCUUUGGUAUCAUUAAGCGUGAAUUGUGAGAAAUUUCAGUGAUUAAACUAUUCUUAGCCCAGCGAGAGAACGCAAGUGGGGAAAUGGUGAUGGGUUAAUACUAAAAACACCCUCCACUGACAGGCUUUGACCAGUCAUGUACCUUUUAUCCUACAGUGUUGCUAUACCAUACUGCUUGAAAGCUCUUUUGCAUGUUCAUGACUUUAGCAGACUACAGUAGCUUAUAGCUAUUUAUUAAAAUGAAAAAAUAUACGAGAAUAUUACUAAUUACAGCUUAAGAGCUAUAUGUCAUACACAACGUCUGACAUCAUCACAUCCUGUGGCUUGCAUUCCCUCACUGAGCUGUUAAUACUUUUAGGUAUUUUUUUAUGAAUUUCGAGUGUUCUGAUUCUGUUCUAUGAUUGUUUCAGCAAAAUUUAUAGUUGUUCCUCGUUUUUGUUUCGAAAUACUUUAAGAAAUGUUUUAUAUUUUGUUUGAACAUUUUGUCUUUAAAUCGUUUUAUCUUGAGAAUACAUUUUGUUGCACCUUCUAUAAAAAAGUAACUCCAUAUAAAGUUCAUUGAUUCUGUCGAAAACCAGGAUUCUGAUCUUGUAUGGAACAGGGUGAUUUGUGGGAAUUUAUGGAUAAAUGUAAUUUCCAUAGUUUUCUUAUAGUUCCUAUGGAACUCUUUGUAAUAUAUAAGCCAGUAAUUAGCAAGGCUCUCCCCGGAAUAAGUGCGAUUUUUUGAUAUGUUGUACACGUCAACUUUUGGGAUAAGGGUCUGUAAGCUUCUUUAGACCUGAAAAUAACAUACUUUAAGUAAAUCGCAUUUAUGAAAUUUUUGCAUUUUAAUAUAUCGGUGUUCUAUUAUAGAUUUGAAACGGUUAACCUGAAAUUAAGUUAUUUUCAGGACCAAAAACCACCAUAUGAACACCCGUCCGUUCACUACCAUGUCGACGUGUAUAACAUAUGGUGAUAUGGCAUCUUACUUUUUGCCUUUAUUAGCUGGCUUAUCAAGCUCGUUAUGACCAGAAAAUAUGCUUCAAGUGCUGUAUGCCAAAGCUUAAAGCCUAUUCCUUGAAUAUCUUGUAUCUGCAGAUACUGAAAGAAAAAAAGAUGAAUAUCUAGUCAUUUUUGUCUACUUAAAUUCUUGAAAUUAAAGUUAAGGAUCCAUAAGGGGAUUGUCAACCCUGAAAAUAUAGUGAUUAAAUUUUUUUGCGCUUAAAUAUUUUAGAACAUGUGUGUUUUAAAAUUCCCGUCAACAUUUUCCUUUUCAUUUUAAAACUUGAUUGUUUUUUGAAAGUCCAAGUUUUAUUCAUUAUUUUCACAUAAGAGCAUGGUAAUGGUUAAUUUGUCAAGGAGUCAAAAACCUCUUACGGACCCUGAUCCUUUUAUUUAUAUCUUGUAAAUACUUAUAUGUAUAUUUUGUAUCAAUUUGUCUAUGGUCUAGUAUAAAGUAUUCAAUAUUCCAAAACCUAUCUGAGCUCUUUUCUUGUAAGAUCUGAAUCCAGUAUGAAGGGUCUUGUUUAUCUGCAGAUACCUGACUGACUUUCAGCAAAACUGACGUAUACGAUCAGUGUAUAAUCAUAAUGAGCAUUUUGUAUUUUUACCGAGGGUAUUAAACUAUUCAAAUAACCUAGUCUCUUGUGGCCGAUGUAUUAUAUUUUGGUCUACUGUCCAUGAAGAUGUCCAUCGCAAAUCUUCUUGCAUUUCUACCAGCGAAAUAAGGAAUUGUUUUGGAUUAUAGAUGAAUUAAUUUAAUAUAUUUUGUCAUCUAGAAUUAAAAUAUUUUGCAAAUAAGCUCAAAAGGGCCAAAUCAUGCCGACCUUGAUAUGUUUUGCGGUGGUUUCAACAGAAACAUAAGGAUCUGGAAUAAGUUUUGAUGUAAGAAGAUGUGAUGGAUGUCUAUUCCUUUAAGAUGAAUUUUAAUGGUGAAAUUUAACCGAACUAACAGUAAAUAGUACUUACUUUAAUGUGGAACGUUACCCAAUUAAUUGAAACCAAAUCUGAGUAAUCCUGAAAAGGGUGUAUAGUUGAAAAUAUAGACCAAAUAGUCUGUAAUCAUGGUCUUUUAUUUAAUCUAAUAUUAACUUCUAUCUUUAAACUACUUAUUUAUAUGGAAAAUGUACAUAUUUGGUGUCAAAUUUCUUAUGGUUAGAAAGAAAUAAGGAUAUUUCGGCUAACGGCGAAUUUGUCCUAUUUUUGUAAAUAUGUAAUUAUUUUCUUCAAGAAUAAAUCUCCACCUAGGAACAACCAACUUCAUUGUUCUGUAACUUUAUAACCAUAGGAAAUGAAAAAAUCAAUUGUAGAUAGACUAAAUAAAUUAUCACGUAGCAAUUUUUGACUUGUACGCUAAAUAUCACAAUAAAAUAAUUUGAUCUCAUA